AGGCUUUUCCUUUUGAGUUCCUCUUCUUUCAAUUUCCGUGUUUCCUCCCUCCUCUACCUUAUCUCUUUCCCAAUUCAGCAAACAAUACUUUGUAUUGAGAUCCUAUCUUCUCUCUCUCCUUCUAAAUCUUCCAAACCUGCUUGCAUUUGUCAUUUAGGAGCUCUUGUUCUCGGUUAUUAUUGUUAGUUUUCUAAAUAUCCCCACCAUCUAUCCUUCUUUUCCUAAAUAUCAACCCCAAUUACUUUCUUUUGUUAUUCAGUUUAGAAAUUUUCCAAAAGAUCAGCACCAUCUCUCUCUUUCUCUUUCUCUUCUCAUGGAUUUCAUAAGCCCAAUUCUCGACAUUAUAACCAAAUAUUUGAUUGAUCCCCUAAUCCCCCAAGUUGGCUACUUAAUACACCUCAAGGACAAUGUGGAGGCCUUGAUUGAUGUAACUGGGAAGCUAACGGGCAGGAGGGAGGACGAAAGGAGCGCAUUAGAAGCAGCAGAGAGAGAAGGGAAGCUCCCGACUGGCAUGGUGAGUGAUUGGCUAAAGGCAGUCGAUGAAAUCAAAACAAAAGCCGAUGCAAUCGAAGAGGAGUAUAGACAAGGAAUGACAUGUCUAAAGGGGUUGUGUACAAAUUGUUGGUCUCGGUACAAAUUGAGCAAGAGGGCUACGAUGCUCAAGCUGGUGGUUGAUGACAGGCUUGCAGCACAGUUUGUUUUAGCAAAACCACCUCCUCCAGAGUCCGUGAGAGUGUUAGAAACCACACCCAUCGAGGACCAACCAAGUGUUCAAGGCACUUUGCAAAAGAUACUUGAUGCCAUAAAUGACCAACAUUAUGGGGUCAUCGGAGUAUAUGGAAUGGGGGGUGUUGGCAAAACCACUUUGCUAGAAAAUGUAAACAAUCACUUCAAAGAGCAGCCUUCUUUUGACACUGUUAUAAUGGUUACAGUGUCGGCCACUCCAAAUAUACUGAAUAUUCAAAAAAAGAUUGGCCAAUACCUUGGAUUGGAUUUGUCGAGUUGCAAUGAGGAGGAUGCAAAGGAUAAGUUGUUGGCUGCACUAAGGAGGAAGAAGCAUGUACUUAUCCUGGAUGACCUAUGGCAUGAACUGAAACUCGAGGACAUAGGAAUCCCGCGACCCAAAAUUGAGAGUGGGUGCAAGAUUUUGGUAAGCAGCCGAAAUCAAGAUGUAUGUACAGACACAGGGGCUAAAAUCACAAUAGAAGUGAAUAAAUUAUCAGAUGCAGAGGCUUGGAGACUAUUCAUUAAAACAGCAGGUGAGCAUGUUACUUCACCUCUAAUAAAACCUCAUGCUGAGAUUGUCCUAAGAAAGGCUGAGGGCCUGCCCCUAGCCAUUACCACUAUUGCACAUGCCAUGGCAAACCGACACACGGUGGGGGAAUGGGAGGAUGCCGUAAGAGAAUUGAACCAGUCAGCUGCAAGCCUCCGAGGUAUGAAGGAAAAGGUAUUUGAUUCUUUAAAGUUUAGUUAUGAUAGAUUAGAGAGCGAUACGCACAAGUCGCUCUUCCUUUUUUGUGCUUUGUAUCCUGAAGAUUAUUCAAUAAAACAAAAUGAAUUAGCAAUUCAUUGUAUUGGAGAAGGAUUUGUGGAUAGGCUAGGUACUUUGAGAGCCACCCGCAAUAAAGUUGCUACCUUGGUUGGGAGUCUCAAAACCGCAUGCAUGCUUAAAAAUGGGGAAGAAGAGGGUGAGGGCGAGGUGAGAAUGCACGAUAUGAUGCGCGAGCUAGCACUAUGGAUCACCUCUCCUGAGACUGAAGACGGCCCCAAGUUCUUGGUGCAAGCCCAAGCUUCAUUGAAGGUGGCUCCUGAGGCUACGGAUUGGGAAGAGGCCGACAGAAUUUCACUGUCAAAUAAUGAACUUGAGGCUCUUCCUGAAUUGUCACAGGCCUCCCCAAAACUUACUACAUUGCUUCUUAACAACAACAACACUAUAACAGUCAUCCCGUCGAGUGGUUUCUUUGAAUACAUGGAAGGCCUUCGCGUGCUUGAUCUUACUUGGACACAGAUUCGAUCUCUUUCGCCUUCCUUGUCAUAUUUAGUGAAUCUCCGUGUGCUCAUAUUAAGGAACAGCUAUUACCUAGAAGAAUUACCACCAAUUGGAGGCCUCCAACAACUCCAGUAUUUGGACCUGUUUAACUGUUGGACUGUGCAGAAGAUGCCUGAAGGGAUGGGAGAUCUGAUUAAUUUAAGGUAUUUAAAUUUAAGACAAACAAGUUUUAAAAUUCCUGGAGGAAUGUUCUCUCGUUUGCUUAAGCUGGAGGAGUUAGACGUGUUAGGUGCUGUUGGUAUAAAAUGGAGAGUGGAUGAUGAUGAUGGUGAUGAUGAUGAUGAAGGAGAUGGGAGAGGCAUCAUUCAUAAUGUUUGGGACCUGACCCAAUUGAACCAUUUGAGUAGGCUUGUCAUUAGACUAAAUAAUAUUAUUAUUUCUGAUUGGAUCAAGCCAUUAGCCAGGAGUAUGGAGAUUUUGAGUUUAGAAAGUUGCAAGUUUGAAAAUGUCGAUGCCUUGAUUGCAUUGGAUGGAUCCCAAUGCCUAUCUCAAUUAGACAUGUUUCGUUGCAAGGGUGUGACGCGGGUACCGACUUGCAUCUCAAACAUUCUUGAGGUAAACCACUGUGAGGAAUUGGAGAGUUUGGUGGUUGGUGAGGAGGCCAAAGAUGACUCCUUUCAAUGCUUGAGAGAGUUGAGGCUUUGGGGUUUGCCUAAACUAGAAGCGAUAUGUAUCGGUAUCCCACCACCAUACUGCUUUGUUAACCUAAGGAGAAUAAGCAUAUCUGAAUGCAAUAUACUGAAGGUGGUGUUCACAAAGGGCAUAGCGCAACGUUUCAACAACUUGGAAGAGUUUAAAGUUUUGGAUUGUAAAGGCUUGGAGGAGGUGAUUGAAGUAGAUGGACCAUCAUCAUCAUCACCAUUAUUGUUGACUCUACCCCGGCUAAGAGAUUUGUGGCUAAACAAUCUACCGCAGCUGAGCAAUAUAUGCAGCAAAAGUGUGCUGUUUUGCCCACUGAUUAAACAUCUUGAGGUAGAAGAAUGUCCACACUUAGAUAAAGAGCCCCUUGGUGUCUGCAACGAACUUGGGGCACUUGUCAUCAAAAAAAAGAGGUGGGAAGGUGAGGUUGUUGAGAGGGAGUCAUGAGGCAGGAAGGCAAGUGAGCAAAAUGGAGGGGGAUUCCACUGCCCAGACAUCCUUCCUGCUUAAAUGAUGGUGAUCAUCCUCACUCUUACUUUAGUUGAACAAAAUUAUUUUCUCUCCUAUUUUUUAAGAAAAGGAUGGUCACCACUUUCCUCUAUAUAUAUUAAACUCAUUUUUUAGGUGUUUGAAAACUUUGCUCAAUGGAUAAACAUUUCUUCUUUCUCUAUUAAACUCCUUUCUUGGGUAUUUGAAAACUUUGCUCAAUGAGAUAAGCAUUUCUUUACGGUGUGGUUGCACCUUAAAGUGUGUUUCAUUGUUGUCUCAAUGGUAUUUUAAUUUAUGAAAAGGAGGUUUUCACCAUUUUAAAGUUAGUUCUAAUUUGAAGUCGUGCUUUUGGGAUUUUUUUUCCUCUCUUUUUUUCUGAAUCUCCUCUUAUUUGAGACGUUGGGUUCGUUGUUGUUUUUUUUUUUUUUUUUUGUUAUUGACUCUCUUUCCAUGUAAAAUUUUCCAGACUUGAUAAAAACUGUCAAGUCUUUUAGUUGCUAGAGGCAUUAUCAUGCUUGAAGCUUGGUUUUUACAUGUAAGAUAAAUUUAUCAACAUCUGUAGGAAAAGAGAAUAGGGAAAUUAUAAGAUGAGAGCAUUUAUUUUUUGACACAAGGAUGUCACAUUUAUUCUUAGCCAUCAAAUGUGAAAUUACAUGGCUAAAGGUGUGCCAUUGAUUAUGCACAACGCACCAACUUAUUUUUUUCUGAUUUAUUUAUUUG
Amborella trichopoda is the source of this 3898-nucleotide messenger RNA. RefSeq names its product disease resistance protein RPS2. The record is from RefSeq and is a predicted model, not a curated record. NCBI's taxonomy places the organism in Eukaryota, Viridiplantae, Streptophyta, Magnoliopsida, Amborellales, Amborellaceae. Gene Ontology annotation, molecular function: ADP binding.